UUGAUACAAAUCUUCUGUGUUCAACGCAUCCAGCUUCAUCAUAGGCUUCCGCCAAGUCAGGCCACCAACACCAUUCGCAGAAUGUCGACAAGUAACCUUGAGAGUCUCCGUUUCCCUAUUGCCCGGGCAGCGAAAUCUAAUGAGCCACCUAAAGAGUUAAUUCAGCUGCAGGACACGUGUCCAUUAGCAAAAUUGCAGCUCUUUGACGGAACGCCGACAUGGAUUGCAACGAAGCACAAGGACAUCUGCCAGCUGUUGAGUACCAAGGGUUUAUCUAACGAGCGGUACAGUCAGCCAGGCUACCCGGAGCUUUACCCUAGCGGGAAAAAGGCUACCGCUGAGACACCAACUUUUGUGCACUUGGAUGACCCUAAGCACGCCGAACAAAGGGCUAUGAUCGAGGAGCUGUUCACACGGGAAAGAAUUGCGGCACUGCGUCCCGAAAUACAACGAAUCGUCGACCACGUUCUGGACGCUAUCGUUGAAAAGGGCUGUGCCCAAGGUCCAGUAGAUCUUGUCGAAGACUUCGCGACGCCGAUUCCGACUCGGAUCAUAUACGGUAUCCUCGGGGUCCCAGAAAAGGAUAUCCCUGAGCUUUCGAAGGCUAGUGCGAUCCGCUUAUCUACGAGCGGCUCAGCCACCGAUGCUGGAGACAAACAUCUCCAUGAUUACAUGAGUGCGCUAGUGGACAAACGCAUCCAAGCUCCUGGCGAUCCUAAAGACGAUCUCAUCAGUAAACUCGUUGUCGAGCAAUACAGACCAGGGCAUGUCACACGAGACGAUAUACAGAGGUUGGCCUACCUUGUCCUGGUAGCCGGCAACGCCGCCGUUAUCAGUUCGAUCAGUCUUGGAGUCCUUACCCUCCUGCAGAAUCCCGAACAGUUAAACGUUCUAAAAGAAGAUUCCAGCACCGCUACUGCUGUUGCAGUGACUGAGGAAGUUCUUCGUUACCACACCCCGUCGUCGUUGAACAGCAGAAGGGUGGCCAAGCAGGACACUAUUGUAGGCGGAAAGAUCAUCAAAGCAGGCGAGGGCAUCGUGGGUGCCGUACAAGCAGGAAAUCGCGAUCCCGACAUGUUUACGAACCCCCACAAUUUUGACAUUCGACGCGACAUCGACCCGGACAAGAACCUUGCAUUUGGAUAUGGUCCGCACAGAUGCCAAGCGCAGUGGCUCUCCAGAGUAGAGUUGGAAGUGGCGUUCGCCACGCUCUUCAAGAGGCUGCCAAAGCUGAGACUUGCCGUCCAGCCCGAGGAUCUAGAGUAUACGUCAGCGACUCAGAAUGUCGGCGUCUCGCACUUGCCUGUGUAUUUUUGAGUCGCAUUGGACGACAAUGUCUCCAUGCAAGGGAUCUAACGGAGAAUGCAAGUUCACGGUGUUCGUUUGAGGUCAUUCACGCCUUGAGUAUCGUAUCUAUAUAUGUUUAGAAGAGGCCUUGAUGUGGUCGACAUGUUUACAAUGGUUCGAAAUUGGGUGAUCUGCUUGAGUUAGGGGAUAUCAGAAAAGUGUUUGCAGCACAAGCGGACACGUUAUAGCACGGAAAUGUCAAGGCCGAGGGUUACCCAGAGCAAUGUCAUAGCAGGCACGUGAGAACUGUUUUCGCGUCUAUGCAGUGCAUAAACAUGUCAGCAUUUCGCUAUUCCAUGUCAAACGCUCCAUGGCGGGAGGAAUUUGGAUUAGAUACUGACCAGGACCCGCCUGCCGACAUUGUGGCUCAUUUCGUCGAUGCCAGUUCCUGGGGAAACGAGGGGAUAUUGCC
Macroventuria anomochaeta is the source of this 1759-nucleotide messenger RNA. RefSeq names its product cytochrome P450. Gene Ontology annotation, molecular function: monooxygenase activity; heme binding; iron ion binding. Lineage: Eukaryota; Fungi; Ascomycota; Dothideomycetes; Pleosporales; Didymellaceae. Bases 82 to 1317 code for a protein of 411 amino acids. The transcript has 6 exons. The record is from RefSeq and is a predicted model, not a curated record.